AUGGCUGAUUUAAGUUCUUAUAAUAUCAAGAAGUACUCUGUACUCAAGGGGGAUGGUAAUUGGUUUCAUUAUCCACAAAGAACUGGUGUUAUUAUUACUUUCUUACCUAUUAAAGGGGCCAAUAUCCUUUCAAUUAGUAUAACUCACAAAGCAACAGAAUUAAUUGAUUCAAUCUCAAUCAUGGCCAAAUCCAAUGCCAUUGCGUUUAAACAGAGUGAUACAGUUACUCAGAGAACGAAUCGAUUUCAAAUUAGCUUUGAAAGUAAGAACGAAUAUAAUGAAUGUAUUCAAACAAUUAGACACAAAUAUCAAAUGCCCAUCAAUGUUCAAGAUGAGGUGGUAAAAGCAUUCCCUAGUAACAGUCAAUCUACAUAUACUGAUACAGUUAAGAUAAAUCCUACACUUUCUUCAAUGCAAUUUUCUCAGCAAUAUGUUCCACAAUAUACUACCCAACAGUUACAACCUAUUGAAUCAGUAUAUUCAUUCCCAACCAUAUAUCAUACUAGUUCACAAAUGCAAUAUCCCGAUAUAGUGGUUCAUAACCUGCAACCGAUUGCCAAUACGACCGAUGUAACCAUGACUGAAAACACGGCUAUCGAAGCAGAAGAGGUUAAAUUUGAUUAUUUGAAAAUCAAUAAUUUACCUAAUUACAAAUUAAAGAAAUUAAUUGAAACCGAGUUGAAGAAACCUGAGUUUAUAAAAUUAGUAAAGAAAUUAGAUCAUAUCAUUGAAAAUUCAUAA
Messenger RNA from Scheffersomyces coipomensis, 741 nucleotides. RefSeq lists its product as uncharacterized. The record is from RefSeq and is a predicted model, not a curated record. The transcript has 3 exons. Lineage: Eukaryota; Fungi; Ascomycota; Pichiomycetes; Serinales; Debaryomycetaceae. Gene Ontology annotation, biological process: reciprocal meiotic recombination. Bases 1 to 741 code for a protein of 246 amino acids.